Centrocercus urophasianus (Greater sage-grouse) is the source of this 7188-nucleotide messenger RNA. It is a transcript of the gene MATN2, whose product is annotated as matrilin 2. Bases 89 to 3919 code for a protein of 1276 amino acids. The record is from RefSeq and is a predicted model, not a curated record. NCBI's taxonomy places the organism in Eukaryota, Metazoa, Chordata, Aves, Galliformes, Phasianidae. The transcript is spliced from 27 exons. Gene Ontology annotation, molecular function: calcium ion binding.
CCGAGGGGAGGAGGCUCCCGCGCUCGCUGCCGGCCUCUGCCCGCCGUCCAGCGGAGCGGCCCCUCAGCUCGCAGUUUUGCAUCCUUGAAUGUCCCUCUACUUCUUGAAAAUGAAGACAAUGAUUGCAUGCUACUUUCUGCUGUUUGGGCACGUUCUACUUUCCACUGUUGCUGUCAUGGCAAAAGAUCUCCCUGGAGGAUAUUUUACCCGAAAAAGGGAUGUUAACUCUCAAUCUCUACUGGAAAAUACUUGCAACAACAAACGUCUGGACCUUGUCUUCAUCAUUGAUAGCUCUCGCAGUGUACGUCCAUAUGACUUUGAAAAAGUGAAAGAGUUCAUUUUAACAAUCUUGCAGUUCCUGGACAUCAGUCCUGAUGCCACUCGAGUAGGCCUGAUUCAGUAUGGCAGCACUGUCAAACAUGAGUUCUCACUGAAGACGUUCAGAAGGACACAGGAGAUUGAGAGAGCAGUGAGGAGAAUGAUGCACCUGGCGACCGGCACCAUGACCGGCCUGGCUAUCCAGUAUGCUGUGAACAUUGCGUUUUCAGAGUCAGAAGGGGCUCGACCUUUGAACCAAAAUGUGCCUCGCAUUAUCAUGAUAGUGACAGAUGGGAGACCACAGGAUCCGGUGGCAGAAAUUGCUGCUAAAGCUCGCAACUCUGGAAUUCUGAUUUUUGCCAUUGGAGUGGGAAGAGUGGAUAUGAACACACUCAAGUCCAUUGGGAGUGAGCCACACGAAGAGCACAUCUUUCUAGUUGCUAAUUUCAGUCAGAUUGAAACGCUGACCUCCGUCUUCCAGACUAAACUUUGUGUGCCCCAUAUGUGCAGUAUAGCUGAGCAUCGCUGUGAUCAUUUCUGCAUAAAUACCCCAGGCUCCUAUGUAUGCAGAUGUAAACAAGGUUACAUCCUGAACGCUGACCAGAAGACUUGCAGCACUCAAGACCUUUGUGCUGUGGAGAAGCAUAACUGUGAGCAGAUUUGUGUGAACACGCCUGGGUCUUAUGUCUGUCAGUGUUAUGAAGGGUAUGAGCUUGAUGCAGAUGGAAAGAAUUGUGUUGUUGUAGACUACUGUGCUGUGGAUAAUCAAGGUUGCCAACAUGAAUGUGUUAACACGGAGGACUCUUAUUACUGUAGAUGCCACCCAGGCUUCAUUUUAAAUCCAGACAAAAGAACUUGCAGAAGACCAAACUACUGUGCUCUUCAGGACCAUGGCUGUGAACAGGAAUGUGUUAAUACAGAUGAUUCCUAUUUCUGUCGAUGCCAAGAAGGGUUUAGACUUAAUCCAGAUAAGAAAACAUGCAAAAGAGUGGACCACUGUGCAGAAAGCAAUCACGGUUGUGAGCAACUGUGCCUAAAUACGGAUGACUCCUAUGUCUGUCAGUGCUCUGAAGGAUUUGUCAUCAAUGAGGACCUACGAACCUGCACACGAGUUGACUAUUGUGCUCUGAGUGAUCACGGCUGUGAACAUUUGUGUAUAAACGGUGACAAAUCUUACACUUGUCAGUGUUUCGAAGGAUACAGGCUUCGGAAUGAUGGGAAAACAUGUAAACGUAAAAAUGUCUGCAAAUCAGUCAGCCAUGGCUGUGAGCAUGUUUGUGUUAGUACUGACAAUUCUUACAUCUGCAAGUGCCGUGAAGGAUUCAUAUUGAGAGAUGAUGGGAAAACAUGCAGAAGACAGGACAUCUGCAAAUCAAUCAGCCAUGGCUGUGAGCAUAUUUGUGUUAACAAAGAUGACUCUUAUGCUUGUGAGUGUCAUGAAGGUUUCCUAUUGAGAGAAGAUGGGAAAACAUGCAGAAAUAAAGACAUUUGCAGUUCAGUUGACCAUGGCUGUGAACAUGUUUGUGUUAAUGCUGAUGAGUCGUAUGUCUGCCAGUGCUACGAGGGAUUUGCAUUAAGACAAGAUGGAAAAACAUGUAGAAAUAAAGACGUUUGCAAUUCUGUUGACCACGGCUGUGAGCAUGUUUGUGUGAACACUGAUAAUUCAUACAUUUGCCAGUGUUAUGAGGGUUUUGUAUUGAGGGAAGAUGAGAAAACAUGUAAAAGUAAGGAUAUCUGCAAAUCAGUCAAUCAUGGCUGUGAACAUCUUUGUGUUAAUACUGAUGACUCAUAUACUUGCCAAUGCCAUGACGGAUUUGUACUGAGGCAAGAUGGGAAAACAUGCCGAAGCAAGGAUAUUUGCAAAUCAGUCAACCAUGGCUGUGAACAUGCCUGUGUUAAUGCUGGUGAUGAAUUUGUUUGUAAGUGUCGGGAGGGAUUCCUGCUAAGAGAAGAUGGAAAAACAUGCAGAAAUAAAGAUCUUUGCAGGUCAGUCAACCACGGCUGUGAACAUGUUUGUGUUAAUACUGAUGAUUCGUAUAUUUGCAAAUGCCAUGAUGGAUUUCUACUGAGAGAAGAUGGGAAAACCUGCAAAAACAAGGAUAUUUGCAGUUCAGUCAACCAUGGCUGUGAACAAGUUUGUGUGAAUUCAGAAGAAUCCUACAUGUGCAAGUGUCAUGAAAAUUUCAUACUGAAGGAAGAUGGAAAGACAUGUAAAUAUAAAGAUGUUUGCAAGUCAGUUAACCAUGGCUGUGAGCAUAUUUGUGUUAACACUGACGAUUCCUAUAUUUGCAAGUGUCAUGAUGACUUCAUACUGAGGGAAGAUGGGAAAACUUGUAGAAGUAAAAAUAUCUGCAAAACAGUCAACCAUGGUUGUGAACACGUCUGUGUUCCAGCUGGUGAUUCAUACACUUGUCAGUGCCACAAGGGAUUUAUACUGAGGAGAGACAGGAAAACAUGCAGGAAUAAAGACCUGUGUAAGUCCAUUGACCAUGGCUGUGAACAUGUGUGCAUUAAUAAUAACAAUUCAUACAGCUGUCAGUGCCAUGAGGGAUUUGUCCUGCGACAAGAUGGAAAAACAUGUCGAAGCAAAGAUGUCUGUAAAUCAGUUGCCCAUGGUUGUGACCAUAUUUGUGUUAAUAAUGAUGAUUCAUACGUCUGCAAAUGUCAGGAGGGGUAUGUACUAAAAGAGGAUCAGAAAACCUGCAGAAGAUGCACUGAAGGCCCAGUUGAUCUGGUGUUUGUGAUUGAUGGAUCAAAAAGUCUCGGAGAGGAUAAUUUUGAAAUUGUAAAACAAUUCGUCUCAGGAAUAUUAGAUACACUUGAGAUUUCACCCAAAGCUGCUCGAGUUGGUUUGCUUCAGUAUUCCUCUGAAGUCCGCACAGAGUUUACAUUAAGACAGUUUAGCACAGCCAAAGACAUGAAGAAAGCUGUAUCACAAAUGAAAUAUAUGGGGCGAGGCUCCAUGACAGGACUGGCUCUGAAGCAAAUGUUUGAGAGAAGCUUCACAGAAACAGAAGGAGCCAGACCACUGUCAGCAAACAUCCCUCGAAUCUCCAUUGUGUUUACAGACGGACGAGCCCAAGAUGAAGUCUCUGACUGGGCUGCUAGAGCAAAGAGAAGUGGUAUAAUUAUCUAUGCCAUUGGAAUAGGAAAAGCAAUUGAAGAGGAACUGUUGGAAAUUGCUUCUGAGCCAUCAUAUAAACAUCUCUUUUAUGCUGAGGAUUUCACAGCAAUGGAGGACAUAAGCGAAGAGCUGAAAGUUCAGAUCUGUGAAGCCUUGAGAAAUUCAGCUCACCGGCAAGAUCUGUCAUCUGGAAGGCUCCAUAGGACUAAUCCACAGUCAUCAGGACCUGAAUCAACCACAGUAGAAAUCACAGAUGUCCUUGCCUGUCCCAGUCUUGCAAUACAGCAUAAGUAUCUUUUUGAAGACAGUCGCACUCACUCAACAAGAACAACAGCAAAAACUUCAAAAGACCAAUGCAAAUGUGAAAACCUUGUGACGUUCCAGAACUUCGCAACCAACGAAGUAAGACGACUCACGCAGCGAUUGGAAGAAAUGACAAAGAGGAUGGAAGACUUGGAAAACAGACUAAAAUACUGAUCAAAAUUUAAAGCUUAUACUACACUGUGUAUUUAUACAUACAAUGUUGUGAGAGCUAUUUUGUUACACCAGUUCAAAGUAAAAUAACAAAUCCUUGUCUAAAGUUAAAAAGUAUUUUGGAGCCCUGCAUCUAUACCUGUUCUGUCUUGCAUUGACUGCAGAUAAGUUUUGAAAGUUUAUAUAUAAAAACAAUUUAGCAACUAGCAGAAAUCCUCAUUAAGUAGAACUUAACCAAAAGAAGCUAUGCAAAACAUUAAAAUGCUGUUAUUUUUUCAUGUGAAAACUCCACGUUUUGAAGUAUUUUUAAGCUGUGAAUUUAUUUGGCUUGCUUUUCUGUACUUUCCUCCUCCACUCACCGUUGCUAUUUCAAGCAUUCUAUCUGUGUGACUGUGUAUGUAUACACACGCAUAUGUGAAAACAGAACUGCAUUCACAGCAACUAGGUUCCAUACAAUCUUUCCAACACGUGCAGACUGCAGAAAUCAGUUGGAAGUAGAAAUACACAUUUAUACACCUUUGUUGAAUGGUGAUGAAUGUAAAUGAAGUGGGAAAUCUGUUGAGUUACCAGAGCAUCACAGCUGGAAAUUCCAAGUACUGUUUCUCUUGCCAGAUUCAGACACGAUGAUGUUUCCCUCUUCGGUCUUGGUGAGCAUUCAGCAGUUCUUGAACUUCCCAGAAUACAACUGGCAUUUUAAUAUGAAGACAUUCUUUGGGCAAUAAAACCAGCUGCACAUUUGUUCAUCAAAUGCUAAUAUGAAAAUGAAACAGCAAGUUGCUUCCAGCCAUUCUGGAAGUACCUUAAGGCCAACUGAAGUUUUACUUCUGCCCUCGUAACAGCAAAAGCCCUCUUCUUAUAGCUUUAUUUUCCAUGCCCACAACAGUACCUGAACAGUACUGAACUGAUCCAAAUUCGGACCUCAGUAGAUGCAUACUCCAACUAUUCCUUCUUUGCUUCACAUGUGUUUGCUUCUUUACUGUCUCCAACUUGAAAUACACAACCACAUCCAUUCCAUAUCAGAAACAUAGUUGCAGCAAAAUUAGGUUUAAGUGAUUAUGGAUCUGAUGAUCAUGCAUGUGUACAAAGAAGCACCUUGUAUUUUAAUACACUUCAGAAUGCAAGUUCUUCAGGGCUGCUGGUUCAAAUGAUUGUCAUUAAGCAUCCCUUUAACCACAUGUCAGCAAAAUGCAAUAUGCCAUGUAGUGUACAUAGCACUAACAAAUAUCCUCAAAUUGUGGUAAAAAAAAAAAAAAAAAAAAAAAGGCAGAAAUCCAGCAGAUAGCACCAUCCUCCUCAACAGUGACUUGAGAACAUCACCUCAAUCACACUCUACCACAGCACAUUCAGAAAGUUGUUUUUUUUUUUUUAAAAAAAAAAAGGUACUGACUUCAGACCAGUUUGGAGAUGUUCAAUUUGGUAUCUUACUGAAAGUGUAAUGUUGUACAUCACGUCUAGCAGCUAGUUGGUUUGCACGUGACACACAUAUUCUCUUGGAAAGAAGAGACAAGAAGAGUAAUUUGCAUUAAGAGCUUGUGACUAAGUUUAAAAAAAAAAGUGUUAAAAAAUUAAGUGUAAGUAAAUCCUGUGGAGUCUCCCACCAACAUCCCAAAUUUGCCACUACCUCAUUACAACUUGUUUUCCUAUGAGCACUCAAAAGAAAAACCAAAACCUUAAGAAAGCCACAGCCUGUUGGGAUUUGAUACUUACCACGGUCAGGUCUUACUACUGAAGCUCAACUUCUACAGGAGGCAACAAGCAAGUUUUGUCCUGUGAAGGUUACUUCUAACAGAACAAGACAGACAGCAGUGAUAACGAAUCUUCAUUUAUAGUUUGUUCUCUAAUACCAGCAGAAGUAUAAUACAAUACAAAUUUCUCUUAAAACAGAUCUGAAACCAGUUUAUUGUAGAAAGACCACCUUUACAGCAUUUACUUCUCACUGGUUUGUUCUGGCAUGCUUCUAAUGAUGUCAGAGUCACCUGUAAAACAAAAAUACAUUAUUGCAAGAAGAUCCAUUCCCAGAAAUAGGUAAAAUAAAUUCAAGUGACCCUAUAGUCAAAGCACUCAAGCAAUGCAAAGAUAGUUAAUUAGAAAAAAAAGUAAUUUUGAUGACUUAAAAAAUAUUGUAACUGCAUUUUUGCUAAUCCAUGCACAAUAUGCUAAAAUAUGAUAAUUAUGUCACUAGCAUUUCCAAAGCCAGUACUAGAGCAGCAGUCCAGUCCUGGAGGACACAAUGCACAGUUUUAAUAUAGCGAAUGUCUAGCCUCCCCUGAUCACCACAGCAUCAGGACAGCGAGAAUAUUCGCAUGGUACUGCACAGCAGAAAGGCUAAGCUCCACUUCUUUAGCUUACACAUAAGCUUACAGCUACUAUCAGAACACCAACAAGCUAAAUAAAGGUUUCUAAAGAAACAGGGAAUUUAAACUGAUGCUACUUGGACAACAUCUGGGAGUAGCUAAAACAGAAAUCCACGUAUGCAUUUAAUUAGAAUGCUUUUGGUCAAAUUGAACAAUGUAAGAUAAAUCUGAUUCUCGUCAUAAAAUUUUGGAAGAAAGAUAAGAAAUCAUGUACUCAGUAGUUCUCCAGAAUGAGCUUGAACAAUUCUCUGGAACAAAGAGUGCUACCAAGCAACAGUAAUUAUGCACACAUUGAAAAUGUUAACAUUUAAUAUGAUUUUCAACUCUGCACUGGGUAAGUAUCCAUCUGCAUAUAGCUUAUUCCUUCUGUAGAUACAAGACAACUCACAAUCCAGCCAUUUAUUUUACCAAGAUCCUACAUUAACAAAGCUGAACAGUAAAAGGAGCUGUGUGCAAAUGUAAGAAACCGAUUCUUGGACUAACAAAGUAAGAACAGACCUUGGGACUAGUUUAAGGCAAAGGAGACCAACAAAAUAUGACCGUACAUCUGCACCUUACUUGCUAAGCACUGCUACUCACAGGUGAAUGCAAGAACCACUGAUACAUACCCAAUUUGUUCAUUAUAUGGCAGGAGACACGUACCUGGGUCAAUAAUAGCCAGCGUGCACACUCUGUAGUAUUUUCCACAUGCUGUGCCCAAUUCAAUGUUGUUGCCACUGUAAUGAUGGACACCAGUCUUUGCAAGCAUGGCGUAGUAUUCAAUCUCCGAUUUUCUAAGAUUCAAAAACUGGGUAUUAAAGUACUGGCAAACAAUUUGAUUGACUGUACAACAAAAGCAGCUUAAAUUCACAGUUGUACUUCAAUCCAGAAUCUUUCUGCCUAGAAAAACACAUUUAUUUCCUGCCAAGAAUAAAACAG